Messenger RNA from Hemibagrus wyckioides, 3371 nucleotides. RefSeq names its product mediator complex subunit 30 (gene med30). Gene Ontology annotation, biological process: positive regulation of DNA-templated transcription. The record is from RefSeq and is a predicted model, not a curated record. Gene Ontology annotation, molecular function: transcription coregulator activity. The coding region runs from base 164 to 679 and encodes 171 amino acids. Lineage: Eukaryota; Metazoa; Chordata; Actinopteri; Siluriformes; Bagridae. Gene Ontology annotation, cellular component: mediator complex. The transcript has 5 exons.
GUCUCGAACUCUCGCGAUAACUGACCGAAAAACAGCGGAGAUCUCGACACGCCGAAGAGGAAUGACAUCUUGUCAACAGUCCACAGAGAAGUAGCGUUACAGGUAUGCCACUGUGUGACACUGAGUAGCCACCUGCCCCAGUGCCUCUCCUGCUUCUGACCUCAUGACAACUCCACCACUUGGCCAGUUUCCUGCGCAGCAGGCGCAAGCAGCCCGGGAUGUAAACACAGCCUCGCUAUGUCGCAUUGGACAGGAAACUGUACAGGACAUAGUUUUAAGAACCAUGGAAAUUUUCCAGCUACUUAGAAACAUGCAGUUACCGAAUGGGGUCACGUACCAUCCGAACACGCAUCAGGACCGGCUGGGGAAGCUGCAGGAGCACCUGCGCAUGCUGUCUGUCCUCUUCCGCAAACUGCGCCUCGUCUAUGACAAAUGCAAUGAGAACUGCGCUGGUCUGGAGUCCAUUCCUCCUGAGCAACUCAUCCCCUACGUGGAGGACGACAGCUCCAAACUGGAUGAGCGUGUAGCCAGUCAGAUGCGUUCAGCUAGCGAAGAGAGAAGAGAAGUGCUUGAGGUGAACAAGAAACUCAAACAGAAGAACCAACAACUGAAGCAGAUAAUGGACCAGCUCAGAAACCUCAUCUGGGAGAUUAACUCCAUGCUAGCAGUGAGGAGCUAAACACACACACACACACAUACACACGGCCUACUUGAAGGCAUAUUAUUGUCUACACACACUGCAUUAAUGAGAUGUGUUUUCACUGAGCGUGAAGUGGAAAGAUAGCAAAGACAGACGAGGGGUACUGAGGUGAAAAAUUGCACGAAGGAAGGAGGGAAGAGGAACGAUGGAGUGAAAUGGGGUAAAUUUUGCUGCACGUUCGUGCUACAUGGCUCAGUAAGGAUUCAGUUUAUUUGCCUUGAAUUCAGUUUCCAGCAAGAACAUUUAAAAGACAGAGUGGACCUCUUACUUGUUGCGAAUUUCCUGAACUUUCAUUCUUAAUUAUCUUCUUGUAAAUCAGACACAUUUUUAUCUAAAUUAAAUGCUUUGUAACAAAAUGUAGCACCGAUAUAUAUUAUAGAACAUAUGUAAUAUAUAAUGCAGUGUUUAAAUUUUUAUUCAGUGCAAAACCUAUGUAAUGCCAGAAAUGCUGGCAGCGCUAUACUGCAUAAUUAUUAAACACUAUAUCAAUAAUGCUUUAAAAAAAUGGGAUUAGUGUUUUUAAUAUAAAAGCAUGUACCAUAAACAAGUCUUAAAGACAUUUGGGAAGCUUUUUGUGCUGCUCUGUGAAACUAAAGCCUGGCUGAUGUUUAGUCAGAACGGUGUUUGCUAGGGGGAGGAUGAUCUGAUCUUCAUUAAACAAGUAGUAAAAGCGCACGUUCAUUUCAAAGAAAGAGCGCAACGUCUGUUCAAACAAAAUGGCGGCUCUUCGACCAGGCCGAGGAUGUUGGCGCUUUGGAUGUGGGAUCAUCUGAAAAAUUAUUUUAUCUAAACUGUAUUUGAUACUGAAAUCAUUUAUCGAAACAGUUUCUUUUUUUAAGCUUGACUAAAGAGGAACACGUAUUUCGACAGCUUGUGCAUUUUUACAAACAGGAUGAGGAGCAUCACUAGCUCAACACUGAUUCCUUACGAUCUACACUUCUGUGAGGUGUUUGAGAAGAAGGUGCUGCUUUCUGCCUGUUUACAUGUUACACAUCUGUCAGUCACAGUGGAUGUGAACGCACGCAAUUCCAAACUAUUGCCUUUGCAACAUGUCGGAAGUGUCAAAAGAACGUUAACAACAUCAGGCUACACACAAAUAAAAUAAACACACGAUCAUCUACCAUCAAAUAUGACUUUUAUUCAUUUUCUUAUAAAUCAUUCAUACAAAAUUGGCAUUAUUCUAUUUUCUUUAUUAUCUCUAUAAAAAAACGUCUGUUAAUUACAGGAGAAAGGAGGGUGGACAGGAGGGUGCAAAGUCAUAACGUUUUUUUGUUUGUUUGUUUGUUUGUUUCUAUAGAAAAAAAGUUCUCAGAUGCUGAUGAGUAAGUAGUCUGAAGUGGUCAUGCAAGUCUGCAGAUGUUAACCCGAACAAACGAGAGCUCUCGGAGAGACUCCGGCGUAAGAGAAUAUGAAGCUGCUUAUGUGGCAUGUUACGCUCGAACAUACUUUUCCCUUCUUCAUUAAUGUGAAACGAUCAAAAAAUUCCGAGCCCAAAUUGAAUCAAAAAGGCACAAUCAGGCAAAGAUCACUGCUCAUGGCCGGUCAUGAUUCUAAGUGCUGUUUUUUUUUAUUUUUUUUUAUUGCUAAUCAAAGUUUAUGCAGGAGCUUUUCAAAAAUAAAUGUCUCAUUCAUAUAUGAUGCCAGUUCUAGCUUUAUGAAGGAAGAAUUUCAUGGUAGAAAAUGAAAAAUAGCUGGAGAAAAUCAUUUCCCUUAUGGCUGCCGGUUACCACAAGUCUUUGGUGACAGAUUACACAACAGCAGCAGCAGCAGCAGCCUGAGCCUUCAAAAAAAAAAAUAUAAAAAAAUAAAGGCGCCAGCGAACAAUGAGAAUAGUGUCCGAACAAAUUGUUAACACUGUAUGAAAUCACAUAAUCCUCUGAUUUUGCAUUCAUACUCGAUCACAUUAAAGUUACAGGCCAUGGGAGUAAUACCACAAAGCUGCACAUACUUUUGUCAGCUGGAAGGAAACAAAAUGGAAACCGUACAAAAAUUUGUUCGUUGUUUUUUUUUUUUGAUGCUGUACAAAUGUCCGAACACUCUGUCCACUUGGUGCGUGUGUGAAUACUAUACAUAUACGCAAGAAAAUAAAUACAGUUUAUGUACAGCAAGGCUGCGUUCGUCAAUAUGGCUAUUUUCACCAGCUUACCGAGUUGAAAAUGAAGACUUCAAAUGAGACGGUGAAACGAAACAAUUCACAAAUCAUAGCGCGCGAUUGGAUAUAAAAUGAAAUUAAGACGGUUUAUUCAACUUAGCAGUUCACCAGAUGUGUACCAGUGUUUCCUGCCAGCCACAUUAGCUAUUACUCUUUAAUUACCGUCAUCCGUCAUGUUUAAAUGAUAGACGGGGAAAUUAAACAAGGCUAAACCUUCUGGAAAAUUGUCUUUACUCCGCAUUCGUAACACAUGGUGCCGCAAAUCAAAGCCUCAUCACUGGGAAUAACGGAUUCUGCUAAAAAAAAAAAAAUCCCACGUCAAGAUGGUUAAAGACACAUCACAGACUGCAGACACAAAUACAUACAGGAAAAGAUUCAGAUUUGCUUUGGGGUGUUUUAAUUUUCUGCUCAAUUACCUAAAACUGUCUGGAAUUGCGCUGAUAAUAAUUACAAAUACAAAUGUAAUCGUAAAUAGUCUGGAAAAGUAAAGAAUACAAAACAGAACAAUAAAAAAAAAAA